Messenger RNA from Macadamia integrifolia, 2169 nucleotides. Its product is annotated as aspartyl protease family protein 1-like. Gene Ontology annotation, biological process: proteolysis. The transcript is spliced from 10 exons. Gene Ontology annotation, molecular function: aspartic-type endopeptidase activity. Bases 451 to 2043 code for a protein of 530 amino acids. NCBI's taxonomy places the organism in Eukaryota, Viridiplantae, Streptophyta, Magnoliopsida, Proteales, Proteaceae. The record is from RefSeq and is a predicted model, not a curated record.
CUCUUUGUUUGGAAUUCGGGAGUCAGUCACAGUGUCCAACCGCCGACCGUUGAAAAUUGAAACUUGAAACUUGAAACUUUAAUGAAACUCGAAACGUCUCUGAAUCUUCCUCUCAUGGCCUCAACUGUCAAGAAGGAAAUAAGCGGGACCCACCGGCCUCCAACACAGUGAACAUACUCUCCGGUUUUUCCACUUCCGGAGAAAGAACAGUCAAGAGACAGCUUUUACCUAAUUCAGCUCUUCUUCUUCUUCCUCAUCCGUGUUCGAAUGCGACGAUCUCUCUCUGUCUUUGACGCUUUUUCAAUCAAACCCUGGCCCGAUUUACUGUGAUCCAAAACGUCGCUUUCUUCCGCUAAGAUCUCUAAAGGGUUUCUUCCAAAUGCAUAUAUUUGUUGCAGGGUUUCUGAGUAGUAGUAGUACUCAAGGGUUCCCCACUUGAAUCGACUAGCCAUGGCUUCUUCUUUCUUUGGGUUACUUGUCGUUUUACUGUCGCUUUUGGUUUGGGUAUGUGGGUUCCAGGGUUGCUAUGGUCGUACUUUCAGCUUCAAGAUGCACCAUAGGUUCUCCGAAACAGUGAUGAACUGGAACUGGACGCAGAAAGCUGGGAAGGGAAUCAUUUUCGACCAUUGGCCGGAGAAGGGAACUGUUGAUUACUAUGCCGCUUUGGCUGGUCGGGAUCGGAUCAUGCGAGGUCGUAGACUCGUGGAUGUCAACCAGCAUAUCACAUUCUCUGAUGGCAACUCUACUCUCCGGAUCAGCUCCUUGGGAUUUUUGCAUUACACUACCGUUUCACUGGGGACGCCGGCUAAGAAGUUUCUUGUGGCACUGGAUACCGGGAGUGACCUGUUCUGGGUUCCUUGUGAUUGCAGCAAAUGUGCACCUCCGGCAGGCUCAAAUUAUGGAUCUGAUUUUGAGGUCAAUACCUAUAACCCUGAAGAAUCAUCAACACGAAAAAAAGUUACCUGCACCAACAUUUUAUGUGCCCAACGAAGUAGAUGCCUUGGAACGUUCAGUGAUUGCCCAUAUGUGGUUUCAUAUGUUUCGGCCGAUACCUCUACUUCUGGCAUUCUAAUAGAGGAUGUUCUGCACUUAAAAAUGGAAGAUAGUUCUCCACAAGUCGUUGACGCUGUGAUAACAUUCGGAUGUGGGCAGGUCCAGACUGGUUCUUUUCUUGAUGUUGCAGCACCUAAUGGUUUAUUUGGGCUUGGUAUGGAGAAAGUCUCUGUUCCUAGCAUUUUAUCCAGAGAAGGCCUUAUAGAGGAUUCUUUCUCUAUGUGUUUCGGACGUGAUGGAGUUGGAAGGAUUAGCUUUGGAGACAAGGGUAGCCCUGACCAAGAAGAAACUGACUUCAAUCUUAACCAAUUGCAACCAAUGUAUAACAUCAGUGUAACUCAAAUGCGUGUGGGGACAAGUCUAAUUGAUACAGAUUUUAGUGCUCUUUUCGACUCUGGUACUUCCUUUACCUAUCUGGUUGAUCCAGCAUAUACACGGAUAUCUAAGAAUUUUGAUUUACAGGCAAAAGACAGACGUCGUCCACCAGAUCCAAGGAUCCCUUUUGAAUAUUGUUAUGAUAUGAGUCCUGGUGCAAAUAGUAGUUUGAUACCAAGCAUGAGCCUAACCAUGAAAGGUGGGAGCCAGUUUCCUGUGUAUGAUCCUAUAAUUGUCAUCUCCACUCGGGCUGAACUUGUAUAUUGUUUGGCUAUUGUCAAGAGUGAUGACCUGAACAUAAUCGGGCAGAACUUCAUGACUGGCUACAGGAUAGUAUUUGAUCGAGAGAGAUUUGUCUUGGGCUGGAAGAAGUUUGAUUGUUAUGACAUCGAGUAUUCCAAUACAUUCCCAGUAAAGUCACCAAAUUCUACUACUGUUCCCAAAGGAGUUGCAGUUGGACAAGGUGAUUACUCUCCAGAAGCAACAAGGGAGAGAAGGAACAGUUCCCAGAUCUCAAUGGGGCCACCUCCUUUUCCAAACUGCUCAUCUCAUCUGCGCUACUACUGUUUCAGAAUUCUUUUCAUGUUGUCCUCAUUUUUUUAUGUGAUUUUUUAAUCAUUCUUUUCAAGUUCUAGAAGCCCUGUACAGUACAUAUAAUAAUACCCCUGUAUCAUGUAUUGACAAAGAUCAGGCACAGGUUACAUCAAAUUUGAGGAAUUUCACUACAAGUUUUCCUUUUCA